CUCUUUUUGGAAAGUUAUUUAAUUUUUUGUAAAACAUCUGAAAUUAUUAAUAAAAAAUUAAAAGAUACACUCGUUUUUUUGAUUCCUAUUUUUAGAAAUGCUUUUAAAUUAAGAAGACAAGCAUAUUUAUCUUUCGAAUAUAGAAAAACAUUAUAGUUACACAAUUACACCUAAUUUGAUAUGUUUAAAGAAUUCUUAUCGUCUUUAAUGCCAGAUAUAUUUAGCAAAUUGUAUAUGAUCCAAUUUCAACCAAAUAAUCUUUCAAAUAAAACAAAAUAUUUAAAUAGUAACAUAAUGUUUGUUUGAAGUACUUUACACAUUUUAUUGGUUAAAGCAUUAUAUUGUUAUUAAUUAAAUUGUUUAAUUAACAAAUUUAGUACCCAACGAAAUAUGAUUGAAAACGCUUGUAGUGAAUAUAAUUCAUAAAAAUGGAAAUUUUUAAAAUUAGUGGUGAAGAAAGAGAAUCUCAAAAACAAAAUGAAGAUACUGAGCAAAGUCAUUCUCCUGCAAAAUUUGAAGAAGCAAUUGCUGCAACAGGAUUUGGUAAAUACAACUAUUUUCUGCUGAUGGCAGUUGCCGUUCCUUGCAUAAAUCAACUACUAUGUACUGUCGAACUGUCGUAUGUAACUCCUGUAGCACAAUGUGAUUUAAAUCUAACAUUAGAAGACCGUGGUGCACUGAAUGCCAUAACGUUCGCAGGUAUGAUAGCCAGUGGAUUCUUGUGGGGAUAUUUCUGUGAUGCAUUGGGCAGGAAAAAAAUAGUUGUUUAUGGUUAUCUCUGUAGCGGUAUAUUUGGACUUAUUGCUGCUUCAUCUAUGAAUAAAACCACUUUAAUAACUGCAAAGUUUAUGUUAGGAUUGGUUAUGAAUGGUCCAUUUGCGGCAACGACUUCUCAAAUAACAGAAUUUCAUUCAACAAAAUACAGAGGACUGGUCAGUAUAUCGCGAGGAAUCUUUUUCAGCAUAGGUAAUCUCAUAAUACCACUUAUGUCAUGGGCAAUCCUACCAAGACAUUGGGAUUUUAAAAUCUUCAACUAUUUUGAAUUUCACUCUUGGAACGUAUUUUUGUUAAUGUGUACACUAUCUACAUUUCUAAGUAGUUUAGUGUACACGUUUAUACCGGAAAGUCCAAAAUUUUUAAUGACUGCUGGACGAAAUGAUGAAGCCUUAAGGAUAAUGCAGAAAGUGUUUUCUGUCAAUACAGGAAAACCCAUGGAAGAAUUUCCGAUAAAAGCCUUGGAAGAGGAAGUAAUAAAUAAUCCAACGAAAAAAGUGACCGUUAACAAAAAACUUAAGCAAGAAUUAAAAGAAGUAGUCCAUAUAUUUCAUCGACCACAUAUUACCAACUUGGCAUUAGUAUGUUUCAAUGUGUUUACUCUGGUUAUGAGUUUAAAUACUCUUAAGCUAUGGCUUCCUGGAAUAUUUCAGUCGAUAAGUGAUUACACAAAUGUCCACAAUGGUACUGGUGCCAGUAUGUGCAUAAUGUUGGGAGAGAUGAUUCCUGUAAAUGUAUCUUCUACACAAGAAUGUUCAGUUGAUAGAGACAAUAUAUCUGUCUACAUAAACACAUUUAUAGUAGCCUUUACAAGAAUACUUGCCUUUGGCGUAUCUGGUACAUUUCUAAGAUUGCUAGGCGUUAAAACCAUGAACAUUAUUUGCUGUUAUAUUAGCGGAAUACUUAUGUUAUCAAUAUAUUUGGCAUACGACGAACUUAUAGUUACUAUUCUAGCAGCAAUUGGAACUAGCAUAGGAAGCGUAGGAGAAAAUAUGCUAAUAAUGCUUACUUUGGAAAUGUUUCCAACUAAUUUAAGAACUAUUGCCAUAUCUAUACACUUUACUUUGGGGCGAAUUGGUACGCUUACAGGAAAUAUUGUUUUUCCAUACUUGAUGCAUUUGGGAUGCUUACCACCAUUUUUAUUUGUUGGAGUAUUUGCAAUGGUUUGUGCAACUACGUCGUUCUUGUAUUCCAGCAUUGAAAAUAAACCUUUGGAAUAAAUUGUGAUACUUAUAUUAAAAC
This is a messenger RNA of Psylliodes chrysocephalus, 2016 nucleotides long. The record is from the annotation of a GenBank genome assembly. NCBI's taxonomy places the organism in Eukaryota, Metazoa, Arthropoda, Insecta, Coleoptera, Chrysomelidae.